Durusdinium trenchii is the source of this 4029-nucleotide messenger RNA. The record is from the annotation of a GenBank genome assembly. NCBI's taxonomy places the organism in Eukaryota, Dinophyceae, Suessiales, Symbiodiniaceae.
GAUGGGAUUCUGAGAUAUGCUAGGAUUCGGUAGAGAGGCGCUGCUUUUACACCUAUUGAGCGCAGCAGUUAGAUCCAAAUAACCAGUCAGCUGCGGAGCAAAAGUGAUCCGAAGCACUUCUACGACUUCUACCUAGUGCAAAAGCCACGACUGAUUCGCCACCUGCCAUGAGCGAAACGAGCGAAAUCCUCACCGACCCGGACAUAGGUUCGCCACAGAAAUCCCCUAGCCCUAGCUCAAGCGAAGAUGAGAACCCCUCGGGUGUGAAGGACUUUUUGCAGCGGACAGCUGCGUGGGCGAGAUCACACCCGCUUAGCCAGCAAGUGAAGCGUGAUGAUAGUUCAAGCUCUUCAGAAAGCGAUCCUGGCGUCCGCAUGAAAGGGCGUGCAGCACUGCGGCGUGCUGUGAAGGAGCGGAAAGCAAUAGAAGAGAUGCGGCGAGAGUCGAUGCAUGGAAAGCUGAUGCAGGUUUUGACCAGCUUUUGGACGAGGGAUCAACAUCCCGAUUGGUCUGUGGCUGCAAAGGACAUUUUGAGGAAACAUGUCGAUCAGAUUCAAGAUACUUGUCGUGAAGCCAAGCGCUUGAAACACACGUGUGAAGCCUUGGUUCUGCUGUGUGCAGAAGAUUAUCAGACUAGAUUGAAGAACAAAGUCGAUGACGUGCAGAAGAAACAGAUGUGGGACGAUUACAAGGCGCGGGCCCUGCUACAAGUCCCACAGCAGCCUCGCAUCGUUCCCUACACAGGUUAUGAUCCAAAGACUGCGCAGACUCCCCGUCAAAGAAAGGUUGUGAAGCUCCCAAAGUCUGGAGAGCGCAAUCAGCCACCCUUCACCAGCAGAACUCGCGGCGCAGUAGGGCGGCUGGUGCUUCUAGAUCAAGGACAACUAUCUCCUCGCGGAAAAUAUUUGCAGGUUUGUACCCAACAUGGGAUACGACCAGCUUUGGAGCCCUUGAUGGCAGGUCAAUCUAAUAACUUGAGCAUGGCAAAUCAAAAUCUGACAGAUCACGAUGUCCUGGCACUCCUACCAGUGAUUGAAGAUGCGCAGAAUCUGAACGCCGUAAACUUCUCUGGGAACUCUCGACUGAGUGAUCAAGCGCUGAUACCUUUGUUCCGCGCCUUCUCGACCUCGGCAGCGACGCUACGCCACUUGUCGCUGCAGGGUGUGGCCAUGGGCCCGGCAGCGCAGCAGAUGCUGGCAGAGCUGCUCAUGAGCCGUGCAGGCUUUGUGAAGCUGGCCUCGCUAGAUCUCAGAGAGGUGUCACUUCAACGGAAAGGUUUCCAAUCCUUGGCUCAGUCCAUUGCACAACACCGCGGAUUGACAGACUUGAACCUCUCCAGCACGGGCUUUGUCCCCUGUGGCCCAGAUGGCAAGACCUGCAUUAGCUUGUUGAUGCAGUGCCCACAAUUGUCGAAGCUCGACCUGUCCUGGAACUGCUUAGAUACGCCAGCGCUACUACAGCUGGGUCAAGCAUUGUCUUCACGUCGUGCUUUGCAGCAUUUGAACUUGGCCGCUGCAGCACGAAGGUCCUCGACCGACCGGGAUUUGCCUAUUGAGCACUUUCUUGAGUUGCUUGCUAUGAACCGUGCGCUGCUGCAGUUGGACAUCUCGAUGAAUCAUAUGGACUAUCGUGCUGCUUUGAUUUUAGAGGAUGCCUUAGAGCGAACUUGCAUCCGCACUUUGAGCUUAAAAGACAAUCCUUUGGGCCAGACUGGCUUGCGGAGCAUCCUCCGACUCCUGUGCGGUAAAGAGUCUGGGCUAUGCUUCUUGUCGAUGAGCGGCUGCUACCGGGGAGGGGCUGAAAAGGAAGCAAAGAUUUUCAACUUUGUGAAUCCCAGUGGCCGCUAUGAGUUGGACUUGACGAGUCCAUAUGACCGCAGCUUGCUGCGAAUGCUCUACAAGAAGUGCGAGAGGAUAGGUCAAGCAGCCACUUCGGCAUUUCAGGAGGUCUCCUUCAAGGGGCCAUUCCAUCACCCGGAGAAGAAAGACGGGAGAUAUCAGGUGCCAGAAACUGGACGCUUAAACUUUACCUUUGCUUGUGACUGGCGCUUCAACGAUGAAGAAUGCUGGAACUAUGGCCGGGCCAUUCAUUUGAACUGGACCUCUCAUCGCUUCUUCCCGAGGAUCCACAAGACAGCGCAGCUCUUGCACCAGUGGCGCCUUGCAACGGAUGACCCGGAGACACAGACCACCAUCUUGGAGGUCCUUGGCAAGGACUUCGUGGUCUCUUCUGCUCUUUUGCGCGAGAUGUGCGCGCUCCAGCCGGACCAGCUCCCUGCGGUACUGAACAAGCUGAUGCACUGUGUGAAUGGCGGUAUUUCGUCGCAGUACUUGGCGAUGAUGAUGGCUCCAACGGUAAAGACUUACUUGCGAGUUGUGGACUCGGUGAAAAAAUUGAUCUCCUGGACACCUGAGAAUCCCACAGGAAACUACUACUUGGAUCUGGCGAAUCCAGCGGAUUUCGCGCUGUCGGAGCAAAUUCUGGUGCUCAAUCACUGGGAGAUCAUGAUUGAAGAGAACUUGGGCUACGUUGACAGCUCGCAGUAUGGCAACCAGUGCCAUUUGCGAAACAUGUGUUACGCCGGCCGGAAGCUGCCAUUCCAGGACGUAAAGCAGUUCAUUUUGCCCAUGUCUGAUAGCUUCAGCUUUGACUACGUCAGCUGCAAGAGGCCCAAUGGCACGGAACCAACCUUGGAUGUUGAUGAAUUUCAGAAAUUUCUGAAAUCCUUGGCAAGGCGAAACAGUCUCGAUACCAAGCUGCGACUCCAAGUGCUGCGCAGUGUCGGGUGGCUACUGUACCUCAAGGCGUAUCAGCUGCGCCUCCUCUUGGGCAUCUUCGAGGAUGAAUUCCGAUCCAUCUGUGCAGCCAGCCUUUUGUUCCGUGUGGUGGACAUGCAAAAUGAAAAGAUCUUCCGUUGCGCGUUUGAUGCAACCCAGUUCAGCCUGCUUCAGAAGAGUGUGGGUUAUUUGGCAUGUUUUCCUUACAUCCAGCCAGAGCAGUGGACGGUAGACCUGGAUCUGACACAAUAUGACCAGCGUCGCGUGGUGCAGUGCCUCUGGACCUUGGCCGAGAAGGAGCGCAUGGACAAUCUCACGCAGAUUGUUUACCUCUCGGCAGAGAAGGUCCAGUUGAACAAUGCUGACUGGGUUCCGCCAAUCUCUUGGUGCUCUGUAGAGAAUGUGCCAACCUCUGGGCACAUGAAGGUGACAUAUCGGGGUGGGAAGGACAUUAUGUCGUGGCCGACGCGAAAGAAGCUCUACGAGCAGUUUACCCACGGCCAGCUACAAGGCAGCAGUGCAGAUGUCAAUUGGUGGUCGUCGCUGAAGGAAGCUCCCAAAGAGGUGGUGCAAUUCCUGCAGCUCUUGCUGCGGAGGUUUAAGGAUUUCGACCAGGCCUUUACUUUCAUCGACGGAGUGAAAGGUAAUGGCGUGAUUAACCUCAAGGAGUUGACGGAACGUGUGCAGCGGAUGGGCUACAAAGAAUUCCAAGGCGCCGCGGCUGUGCCACUGAUUCAGAAAGUCUUCCGCUUCUUGGACCCUGACAACAGCGGAAGCAUCUCGCGCAAGGAGUGGUCAACCAUGUCGGACUUGCAAAAGGAAGUGCUCCAGCAGUUAGAGGAAUUUGCAAUUUUUCUCCAUAGAGAGUUCCCCUUUGCCAGAGAUGGAAAGUUGCAGAAUGUUUGGCCCUUGAUCGAUCGAGGUGGCCUGGGCAAGAUGCCGCGGAAGCGAUUCAAAGCUGCGCUGCAAGAGGAGCUGGGCUUCUUUGGUGCUGCAGGUGUCCUCGCGGAGUUCUUGGAUGUUGAUCAAAAGGGCUUUGUCUGUGCUGAAGACUUACUGCAGUUGAGGCGAUUCACGCGAGGGCCGCGCUCCCACAGCUUCAGCGAGCUUGAUCCCGAGACGAUCAAGAGGGAGCCCACCCAAAGAAAAGGAGCACGAAGGAAGUCAGUGAUUUGACGGGCCAAGAACUGUGAAAAGCGAAUCUGCACGAAAGAAUCAAUUUCCAAGGCGGAGGAGAAAAGGGUCUUCCUGC